GCUCCUUUACCCGUGUAACGUUUUAUGAGUCUUCUUUCCAUCUUUGUAUAUAUACAUUAUUUAUGUCACGCGAUAUAAUACACGAAACCAUUUAAUUUUUUGUGUUAUUAAUUUUUAUGCACUUUUACUGUUAUACGAAUUUGAUGGAUAACAUAAUAUAGAUCUCGCUAAACAUUAUAUACUUUUAAUAAGAAUCAUUAUUUAUUACUAUCUGUCACUGCAUGAAAGGCCGAGGAUCUCGAAGUACUGUUACGCUCCUGUACACACUGAAUAACAAGUUGUACAAUUGUACCGAUACAUAUGUACUUUAUUCGAAAGUUGGUGGUCACUGACAAGAGUGCAUUAUUAAUCAUUCGCAUAAAUUUUUAUGUAACGUGUUAUGAAACGAUUAAGAGUAAUUCUGAGAAGUAGAAAGCUUACAGAUGUAUAAUAAAUACGUAUGGGAGAAUUGUAGUUUUAAAAUUUAUCAAUCAUAAAAUAGGUUAAACUGCUUGUCAAAUUUCCAAACUCACAAAUUUUGUAUACGCUCCGAAAAGUUUAAAAAUGUCUUUUUUACGUGGAUCAACAAAUUUUGUAUGGUGUACAACUAGCGUUCUUGGGAAAGGUGCUACUGGUGCAGUUUUUCAAGGUGUGAAUAAAAACAACGGGGAACCCGUCGCGGUUAAAACGUUCAAUCAGCUCAGUCAUAUGCGGCCACAUGAUGUACAAAUGCGAGAAUUUGAAGUCCUUAAAAAAGUAAAUCAUGAAAAUAUCGUUCAACUGUUAGCAAUCGAAGAAGAGCAAGAUGGACGUGGUACAGUAAUUGUUAUGGAGCUUUGUACUGGAGGCAGUCUCUUCAACAUCUUAGACGAUCCAGAAAAUACUUAUGGGCUAGCAGAGAGCGAAUUUUUAUUAGUCUUGGAACAUUUAACUGCUGGAAUGAAACAUUUACGCGAUAAUAAUUUAGUACAUAGAGAUUUAAAACCAGGUAAUAUAAUGAAAUUCAUUGCUGAUGAUGGUAGUACGAUUUAUAAACUUACUGAUUUUGGUGCUGCCAGAGAAUUGCAAGAAGAUCAGCAAUUUGUAUCUUUGUAUGGUACAGAGGAAUAUUUACAUCCAGAUAUAUACGAACGUGCAGUCUUACGUAAACCUGUUGGCAAAACCUUUGGAGCAACUGUAGACUUAUGGUCCAUAGGUGUGACAUUGUAUCAUGUAGCUACAGGAAAUUUACCAUUUAGACCGUUUGGUGGUCGUAGGAAUAAAGAAACAAUGUUUUAUAUUAUUACAAAAAAAGCAUCUGGUGUUAUAUCUGGUGUACAAACUUCUGAAAGUGGACCUAUCGAAUGGAGUAGAGAAUUACCACAAAACUGUCAGCUGAGUAUUGGUUUAAAAAAAAUUGUAACUCCAUUAUUAGCUGGUUUACUAGAGGUUGAUCCCCAAAAAAUGUGGAGUUUUGAACGAUUCUUUUCAGAAGUAACUGAUACUCUUUGCAGAAAACGUAUACACAUAUUUAACAUGCAUAAAGGAAGUCUCAUAAAAGUCUUCCUGCAUCUUGAAGAAAAGUUGACAGCGCUUCAAGUACAUAUACAAGAUCAAACUGAUAUUGCACCUCAUGCUCAGAUAAUUCUUUUUGGAGAUACAUUUUUAACAAAUAUUGUUGAAGAAUGUACUCCUGGAAAAGGUUAUCCAAAUACAUCUGAGAGCAAACCAUUAAUGUUAUUUUCUAAAGAAAACAAUAAUGUUGAUUUACCUGUGGAUUCAGAAUUACCUAAAUUCCCAGUAUUUGCAAAUUUAGUGUCUGUUGAAAAUGAUGCUAGUCAAGCAAAAGUAGCUUGUUCUGUAGGCUAUGUUUGCAAAAGAAGAAUCGACAAACUAGUAUUGUGUAGUAAACUGUCACAGGAUGCGAUCGAAGCUUUCAGUGGACUUGUCUCAACAGAACUCACAAGAUUAUUAGAAAAAUGUCAACAUUCCAAAGAUUUUACAAAAGCUAUAGAAGAUACAGUUGUAGCAAUAGAAAGAAGUGAAAAUCUCGCUUGGCAAAUUUCUAGAAAGCUUGGAAGUCAAAACACUUUAGAAAUGAAGAAUUGGAAAAAAGAAUUGGAUUUGAAAAGUAAAGAGCUUUUGACUGAAUUAGCACCUGCAGUAGUCCAGCUUCAUCAGAGGUACAUGAAGGAAGGUAGUCUGCGUGGAGAAUGGGACAAUAUUAUUCGUGGAUUGUGGUGUCCAUGGGCCAACAAAGCAAGCCAAAAGGCAUCAACUUUAGUUGACCGUUUACGAGAUGGUUGGCAACAUUUAUUAAGAGACAGAGCUACUCGUGGUCUCACAUACAAUGAUGAACAGUUUCAUGUUCUAGAACGAAUAAAGGUUACAUCAACGGGACAAAGAAUAAAGAAUCUUCUUGAAACAUUUUGUGUACCAUCUAUGAUAAGCCGAUCUGAAUGUGUUGCUGAUUGGUAUAAAAUGGCACAAACGGUUUUCCUACAAAUUCAAAUCUUAGACAAAGAUGUAGAUAAUUAUGAACAUAUAUUAGAAACGUAUUCUUAUCGCUUGUCCCAUGAAAGCAAGGAACGUUAUGAGAAUUUCUUACAUUUAAUAGACACAUUUCCGGAGAAAUUAAGAACUAUUGAAAAAACUAAUUUACCCGCUCAAGAAAGUACAAAAAAAUGGAAGAACAUGUGUGUCAUGCAGGAACGAAUUGCAAUGAUUCUAUAUAAAAAUGAUUUACUUAUAGAUCAACUUGAUCGUAUAUCAAAACUUGAUAGUCUAGAUGAUACAGAUGAUUCAGAGUAUACAUCACUCUAGCAAAAUGUUUCAUAAAUUUUAUUAUUUUUUUAAUGAGGAAAAGACUGUAAAUACCAAUACAUUUAUUCUAUUUAUCGUUUUGAUGUACCUAUAUGUACAACGCCAAUAAAUAUUAUUUGUAAAGUUAA
This is a messenger RNA of Bombus terrestris (buff-tailed bumblebee), 2909 nucleotides long. It is a transcript of the gene IKKepsilon, whose product is annotated as inhibitor of nuclear factor kappa-B kinase subunit epsilon. The transcript is spliced from 4 exons. Gene Ontology annotation, molecular function: ATP binding; protein serine/threonine kinase activity. The coding region runs from base 544 to 2781 and encodes 745 amino acids. The record is from RefSeq and is a predicted model, not a curated record. Gene Ontology annotation, cellular component: cytoplasm. NCBI's taxonomy places the organism in Eukaryota, Metazoa, Arthropoda, Insecta, Hymenoptera, Apidae. Gene Ontology annotation, biological process: peptidyl-serine phosphorylation.